Molecule: messenger RNA, 783 nt
Organism: Sordaria macrospora k-hell
Lineage: Eukaryota; Fungi; Ascomycota; Sordariomycetes; Sordariales; Sordariaceae
Source: RefSeq, a predicted model, not a curated record
AUGGCUCUUCCAGGACCCCAAACCUCCCAUCACAUGAACAAUCAGCUCGCGGGACAGCCAGAAAGACGCGGGCCAGGACGACCCCGGAGGAUACCGGUUCGACCCCCUUCGCAACCGGUUCCGAUUGCUCCCCGACCAGAAGCCCACCACCAGGACAAUGCUCGGUUGGAAGAUCAAAGGGCGCAAUCUCAUCUUCCAACCGAGCAAUCUCACUCGGAAAAUACGGGGCCGACUGCGCAGAUCACCCUGGCCAACACGUUUUCAGCGUCUGCCUCUACUGGAUACGCCCCCCAUGAAAACCCGAUGCCUAGCAGUCUGAUAUGCGUCGGGACAAGAGAACAACACCUUGGGACGUUGUUUUUCUACCUCAGCCCUCCCGAAUACAAGACCGAUAUCUCCAUUCAUGGUGGCAAUAGGUCUCUAGAGUUGCCAGGUAUGGCUCUUGUCAGCCGUCACUGGCCCGACGAGUGCUUUAUUUCUGCUCAAUGGCUCCAGACCCUAGAGUUACAAGCCGGUCUCUUACCGGACCACGAAACUAGACUGGUUGAUACACCUCAAGGCAUCAUGGUUGCCCUUCGCCAAGUCACCAUGUGGUUUUCACUUCCACAGCUGCAUUAUGGACUGCCCAUGGUUCCUGUCCGAGCCACUGUCCUCGAACACAUCGGAACUGGCGUCACGGCAAUCUUUGGGGGUUCGUGGGUCGAUAUCAUCUUCCACAUGGGCAACUGGAAAUCUGGCGGUGCAUCGGCAAUGGGUUUCAUCCCCUCGUGUGGUGGCCUAUGA